AUGGCUUCACUUGCGUCCAAGGUAGAGAUCGCAAGCUCGCCAGCACGCGUAAGGGAGGCAUUCAUGAACUUCUCCAAGCUACCAGAGUGGACCCAAGGUUUCAUCAGGUCCAUCGAACCGAUCGUUCCGAAAGAACAGAUCGAAAGGGGUGACCGACUGAAAGUGGUGCUUGAAGGCAUGACUAUCAACCCGAUCGUGCUUGAGAACUCGGAGCGUCAAUUCAUGUGGCGAGGAAGCGUAUGGGGUCUGCUUUACGGCGAUCACUACUUCCGCUGGGAGCCAAGUCAGACUACGCCAAAUGCAACCACCUUCACACACGGUGAGGAUUUCAGUGGGCCUCUAGCGUUCUUGAUCGGUUGGUCAGGAAUGGGCGCGAAGGCAGCGACCGGCUUCAAGAAGUUCAAUGAGGAUCUGAAGCGGCAUGCCGAAAGUCAAGCGUAG
Molecule: messenger RNA, 441 nt
Organism: Baudoinia panamericana UAMH 10762
Lineage: Eukaryota; Fungi; Ascomycota; Dothideomycetes; Mycosphaerellales; Teratosphaeriaceae
Exons: 3
Coding region: 1-441 (146 amino acids)
Source: RefSeq, a predicted model, not a curated record